Messenger RNA from Oldenlandia corymbosa var. corymbosa, 1395 nucleotides. NCBI's taxonomy places the organism in Eukaryota, Viridiplantae, Streptophyta, Magnoliopsida, Gentianales, Rubiaceae. The record is from the annotation of a GenBank genome assembly.
AGGGCUUUCAUUUAUCUCUGGCCACAAAUUCAAUAAUCAAAAUAUUUUGCCGCCAAAGCUUCUUCGUUCAUUUCUUCCAUUGUCGAACGCCGGCGAGCGACUCAUUCAGCCAUGCCGCCGACGAUUUUUCAGGCGCUACAGUGUUUCCAAUGCUCCACUAUGCAGGUGAAGCAGCAGAAGAAGAGCAGUAACAAAUGGAACUGUGUGGUCUGCAACCAGAAACAAUCGGUUCGGAAAGUCUAUGCCCAGGGGUUUAUGGCUAAGGAUGUGCGCAAAUUUGUCCAGAAUUUCAACAUGUCUCGGCAAUUAGCUGAACAAAAUCUUCUCAAUGUUGAUGGGCAAGAUGAAGCCCUAGGAAUUGGGGAUCAGAUUUCCGUCAACGGCAAGCCGAAGAGAACUGAUUGGACUGAGUACGUUGAUCCGGAGGAUGACUCCUCAUAUGCUCCAUACUCACCGGGUGAAAAUAAUGCAGGGGAUGAAUUCGAGCCAAAAAUAAUCACUGAAUUGCCAAAACCAGUUUUUAAAAAGCCCAAAUUGAAAAGCCACCAUCACAUUGCAAAAGAUUCUGCAGAUGAUGAAGAAGAAGAAACUUCUCUGAGGAAGUUCGGUGGGAGGCAUACCAGAGCUAAUAUCCCUUCUCAUGCUAUUGGAUCGAGUAGAUAUGGGAAUGCCACCACGGUUAGAGGCACGCAAGAAGGCUGGCUUGAGCGUGGAGCAAAAAGAAAGUGUGCUGAUAUACUAGAAGGGAUGAGAAAUGAACAGCCAGCACACCAGAUCUCUGAAUGGAGUGGAUGCUUAAUUCGCGGUGAAGAUAAAAAGUUUGCUAAUGAGUUGCCGAGGAGAACUCACUUAUCAACAGCUAAGUCACAGACUGCCUCAAAAUGGAGUUGCUAUAUGACUGAAGAAGAAGAAGAAGAAGGAGGCUGUAGUUUUGUGCUUGGAAGGAAGAAAGGUUUAAGAACUGAAGCAGACUAUAUGAAUAACCGACAUGUAUAUGAUACUGAAUCGAUGGAUCAGAUGGUGGAGGAAGACAUACAUCCUGAUUUUCUUUGAGCUUGUUAUCAAGUUAGAGGCAGGAUGAAUCACAACGUUGGUGCUAGGACUUUGCAAGUGAACUGUUGAACAACUAAAGUUUAAUUGCAAAGGUGUAAUGUUUUGUUGAGCCUGAAAUUUUCUGUACUGGAUCUCUUGGCUAGUUAGAACUUAAAUGUGCCGAUUGCAACAAGAGGUAAUUCGUUGCUAUUGCUCAAGAAAAAUUAGUAGUCGUCUAAUGUUUCCUGUAAUAGAAAAAUGUAUAUGUGUAGCACAUCAGUGCUUAUGGCCAUAUGUUAGUCUGUAUCUUUUUUUUCUGGAUGAACUGGAAUUAGUAGAAUGAAAUGUCAGAACUGAUUUUCC